AUGCAUGAUACUACCACCAUCGACGGCAAGCAUGCCAAAGACCCAAAGGGCUGGCAUGGCACCUUCGCCUUCAAAGCAGACAAUCAAGUGCAACGGCAAUUCCAUGUAGCAUCACAUGGGUAUACCAAUGGCAAGGAGAACUUCACUCUUAAUGAGGCAACGCACACUCCGGAGAAAGCUGAUGGAACUCCUCGGGGUGGGAAGAGGUCUGGAAAGGUUGUUUGGCCAGCUGAUGACCUACUUGAGGAAUAUGUGGACAGUCCCAUCGCUUACUCACACCUGCCUGAAAGGAAUUAA
Messenger RNA from Aspergillus chevalieri, 297 nucleotides. RefSeq lists its product as uncharacterized. NCBI's taxonomy places the organism in Eukaryota, Fungi, Ascomycota, Eurotiomycetes, Eurotiales, Aspergillaceae. The record is from RefSeq and is a predicted model, not a curated record. The coding region runs from base 1 to 297 and encodes 98 amino acids. The transcript has a single exon.